Molecule: messenger RNA, 831 nt
Organism: Pelodiscus sinensis (Chinese soft-shelled turtle)
Lineage: Eukaryota; Metazoa; Chordata; Testudines; Trionychidae
Gene: DYDC2
Product: DPY30 domain containing 2
Cellular component (GO): Set1C/COMPASS complex
Source: RefSeq, a predicted model, not a curated record
GAGACAAACCGCUGCCGCUUCCACCCGCGUAACGUGAGCGUCGGGCCAGCGCCCCCCGCGUGGAGGGCGAAUGCCCCGAUCUGUUGAUGGCGCGGGCCCAAGAACCCAGCAACUGGACAGCUGGGCCAGGGAUGUAAACGGGUAACCAGUUACCUGGUAAGCACCACCCUUACUGGGUGCAGGUAACUGGUUAACCAGCGCCCCGCGCACGCCGGUAACUGGUUAACUGGCACACGCGGUGCUUGGUAGAAGAGAAGAAUGGAUACAGAGUACCUCAAGAAAUGCAUAGGAAACUGCUUAGCUGAGGGACUUGCAGAGGUGGCAGAGCAUCGACCAGUAGACCCAAUUAAUUAUCUGGCAUACUGGCUUUACAAAUAUAAGAAAAAAUUAAAUAAAGAAGAAGAGAGGAAGGUAGAGAGAGAACAUCUGAUACAUGAACAUGCAACGGCUCUGCUACAACUGGAAAUGGUAAAGAAACUGAAAGCAGAAGAGCUCCUGAUCAAGCAGAAAACUGAAACACAUUAUCAGAAGAUAAUGAUCGAACCGUAUCCAAGAAACAAGAUAACAGAGCUUACCAACAAGUCUGGAGCCCCCCUUUUGACAACCGUUGUAGAGGAUGAUGAGACUAUUAUUUAGAAAGAACACCAAGGAGAAGGUUGUGGACACUUUGGCAAGUGGUGAAGCUGUUGAAACAAACCAAGAACCAUCAAGAGAUAAAACUGAGGGGCAAGAUGACUCAAUACAUGAGUGAGAGUGAGCUGAGUGAAUCACUACGGGUAUGUCUACACUGCAUUCCUCUUUUGAGAGAGGACUGCAAAUGCAGCUGAGCGA